Molecule: messenger RNA, 464 nt
Organism: Oppiella nova
Lineage: Eukaryota; Metazoa; Arthropoda; Arachnida; Sarcoptiformes; Oppiidae
Source: the annotation of a GenBank genome assembly
CGAUCAGUCGUUCAGUCGUUCACUGAGUAUAGCAUUGACUCGCCUUUCGUUCAAUUGUUGUCAUUGUCUGACACUUGGACUCAAUGUGACCGACGAUGAAACGGGUCGUCAUUUUCAUCAAUGGAUCCCAAGUGGACGGCAAAGUGUUUCUGGUGACCCACUCGAUGGACGAGUUGCUCACCUCCUCGUCGGCGAAGUUUGGGAUUCAAUGCAAACGCCUCUUCACUAAAGAUGGCGGAGAAAUAGAUGACAUAAAACUGGUUAAAGACGACGACGUGCUCUACGUGUCUGACGGCCAGGCCUUCAUCAAAGCGGCCGAAGACACCAAUAAAGACCAGAAUAAAUCUCUUGUGAACAUCCACUCCGCGAACGAAUGGAUUCUUCUGAAUAUCGGCGGAAAGAUCUUCUCGACGACGAGGAGUACAUUAGUGGCCAAAGAGCCGAAUUCAAUGCUCGCGCGGAUG